CACGCUGUUGAUGACCACUCCAUUAUGGAUAUAUAAGCAAAUCUUCAGGAAGACCCUUGGCAUGUGCAAGUGUGCUGGAGAAGCCAGGCUUUUGUUUCUUCAUCUGGCAUAAGAGAACCCUUCCUAACUUCCCCAGGAGGACCCUGGGAGGGUUUGGAUGGGUGGAUAGCAAAGGAAUUGUUUCACCGGCAGUCACCACAGGAGGUCAAGACUGGGCUGGCACUGUUUUCAAUAACAGCCAUUGUGAUCGUGGUCCAAAGUCUGGCAGAAACUUUUUAUAUGUUUGCUUUCGUUUUGUUGUUAGACACCUGGAAUGCCAAGGGCAGUUCUGUGCCAAACCACAAGAAGAAUGAAAGCCCAGGACUUCCCUCAGGUCACCAGCUUCCUUCAGCUUGGGGCAAGAGUAAAAUCUGCCCGAAGGUAGAAGUUUGGGAAUUUCCCAUUGGCUCACAUUUCAAACAAGCUUGUACUUAAUCCUCAGAGCUCAGAGUGAGCAGGGGUGAGUUCAAGAGACACAGGAACAGUGCACUCUGCUGAGAAACACACUAGCGACCACCUGGCUUCCAGUGAGAACAGACAGCCAUAAUGGAGCGCAAACCUCAGAAGAGUUCAGGCAAACAAUUUACAUUCUAUUAUGAAAAUGAAGUCUGCAAACAAGAUUACUUUAUUAAGUCACCACCUCCUCAGCUUUUCUUCUCUGCGACCUCUUGGAAAAAGCGGUUUUUCAUUCUGUCAAAGAGUGGGGAAAAGGACUUUAGUCUUUCGUAUUACAAAGACCAUCAUCAUCGAGGUUCUAUUGAAAUUGACCGAAAUUCCAGUGUAGAAGUUGGCAUCAGGAGCCAUGAAAAAAUGCAGUCUGUACAGAAGAUGUUUAAAUGUCACCCUGAUGAAGUGAUGUCCAUCAAGACCACUAACAGGGAAUACUUCCUCAUUGGCUAUGACAGGGAGAAGAUUAAAGACUGGGUCUCCUUCUUGUCAUCACUCUGCCGGCAUAUGAAAGCAGCGCACCAGAAUACAGAGCAGGAGAAACUCUCAUCAGGUGAUAAAAGGCCCUCUUCAGACCCUCUCCUUGGACUUUUCUGCAAGUCAGAGGCUGUCAGCACCACCAUGCCAAGAAACAGUCUUCCAGACAUGCGUUUAGUGAAAGAACAUCCUCCAGGACUCAGAGGAGCUCGCCUAUCGCAUGACUUCUCAUCAGAAAUCUCUCAAGAUUCAGAAGAAGAGAGCCAUUAUAUUAGUCCUCGGAGUAUUCUUUUAGAGUUGGAUAAUAUUAUUGCCGCCAAUGAUUCUGGGGAACUCACUGUCCCCAUUGGACUUCGUAGUCCAGACCAGGUCUCCAAGACAGCUGAGCGUCGUUACAUGUCAAUGAAAUCCUGUCUUCUCAAAGAACUGUCCCUUGAGUCUGUUGAUGGCAAAGAGGAAUUUCAGCCCCUGGCAGAGAUCCAGAAUGGGGAGCUUCAUCAGCAAGAACAAGCCUCGGGAACUCACUUUUAUCUUCCACCUGCCAAUUCCGAAGCACAGACCACGAUUGACACAAAGCAGUCAGCCUCACUAACUGUUGUGCAACUGUCUAUAUUAAUCAAUAAUAUCCUGGAUGAAAGCCAAGUGCAGAAACUGAACAUGUUUCUUUCUCCUCCUGACAUCAAAAAUUAUCUUGUUCUCAAAGAAGCUGCAGGACGGAUAUGUGUGGCUCAGUGGGAUGCGCCCCCGCAUCUGGGAUGCUUAUUUUUUCAUGGAGAUCACCUUUUGGCCGUGAAUGACCUGACGCCCCAAAGCCUAGAGGAGGUCUCCUUGUUUCUCAGCCGGUCCAUCCAGGGGGAGAAAAUAAAACUCACCAUCGGUCGUAUCCCAAAUUCAGAGAAAUUUCACACAACAGCCUGUACAUGCUCCUUACAAGACCAAGGUGUUAAACCUUCUCAACUGGUUACAUCCUCACUGGAGAGGACACUGAAAAGGACUCCAGCCAUUAAAAAGGGUCAGCAGGAAAGAUCUGGAGAGUAAUGUGCUGGGGCCCACCUCCACCAAGCCAGGACAGGCUUUGGACUCUGUGCUGGUCUCUGCCCCUCACCACUGUGUGACACCAGGCAGUCAGCACACCUCUCUGAAUUUUUCCAUCUGCAUCUUAACAAUGGAAAUAACCCUCCUCUCUCUGGCUUUUGCAUCAGGGAUGCUGAGAGGUCCAAAUGGAAUAAUGUCUAUGGAACCCAGUGAACAUGUAAGGCCUUAUUAUCUCAGACUUUGUCCCAAACACCACAGACAGAGAUUGGGUAAGUUUCUCAUCUAAAAUACACUGUGUGUUCUGUGAGGUCAUGGUCCACACAAUCUCUUCUUUGUUAGGGAAUGGACAGUUGGAAAUACUCAUUCCGGGAAGCCAAGAUUCCCCAGGGAGAUGUGAUACCAUAUCGGCCUUCCCAAACACCUCCUGCUACUCAUCAUGUCCAGAAUGUUGAGACAUCAGUGGCCUCUUGGAUUCAAUGAUCGUCUUGUUUUCUUAAAGACUCAGGAAGAAUUUUAGAAGUCAAAACAGUUUGAAGGUUAUAUCCAGCAAAGUUUGCAUGUUCUACAAGUACUAACAGAACUGCUUAGCACUUGAAAGUUUGAAGGGUCUAAACUAAUUGAUGAGCUUCCUAGGUGGCGCUAGUGGUCAAGAACCCACCUUCCAAUGCAGGAGACAUAAGAGACUCAGAUUCAAUCCCUGGGUCAGAAAGAUUCCCUAGAGGAGGGCAUGGCAACCCACUCGAGUAUUCUUGCGUGGAGAAUCCCAUGGACAGAGGCACCUAGCGGGGUACCGUUUAUAGGGUCUCAAAGAGUCAGACACGACUGAAGCGACUUGGCACACACACAACUAAUUGAUGCAUUAACUCAUUGAUCCUGAAAGGUGGGAAGUAUUUUUUCUCAUAAAUAAGAAAACAAAUGCAGAGGACUAAAAAGGAUGAAUCAAAUCAAGGAAUGGUAGAGCCAAAGAGGCCUUUGGAAAAUAGAUCUUACUGGGUUGCCGUUUUACACAGGAAGAUAUAAAGGCCUCCAGUGUUUACUGAUGUAUUUUUUCGUGGCUCCUGGUUUCAUAGCUAUUUAGUGGCAGAACCAAGAAUCUAAAAGCAGAUCUGGCAGAUGUCCUGAUCCUCUCUUUGGACUGGGAUUUAUAUUUGAAAAGACCUUCUGCACAUAGACAGAAAGCACUGGUGGCUCAGACAGUAAGGACUCUACCUGCAAUUCGGGAGACCCGGGUUUGAUUCCUGGGUCAGGAAGAUCCCCUGGAGAAAGGAAUGGCAACCCAUUCCAGUAUUCUUGCCUAGAGAAUCCCAUGGAAGAGGAGUCUGGUAGGCUACUGUCCAUGAGGUCACAAAGAGUCGGGCACAACUGAGUGACCAACACUUCCAGCACAUAAAUGAGACACUCAAAUACAGUUUAUUUUCAGUCAUCUAGAUUGUAUAGAAAACUAUUAACAUUUUUAUUCAUAUGCCCUGUUGGAUCUACUGUUUCUUUCUCUAUUUUUGUAAAGCUCUGUUGGAAUUAAGACUCUACAUUUUUUCCAGUUUUAUUGAGAUGUAGUGGACGUAUAUCAUUGUACUAGUUUAAGGUGUACUGUAUAAUGAUUUGAUAUGUGUAUAUUGACCUACUGUUUCCACUCCUAGAAAUUUAUCCUAUGGAAAUGCUCACACAAAUACACAAAGAUAUCCAUUAAAAAUUUGCUCACAGUAGCAUUGUUUGUUACAAUGCAACAGAAAUCCUUUGGGGAUUGCUUGAUUAUAAUGACUUCAUGUAAGUGAAUGUUCUGUGGAUGUUCGAAGUUUCACAUUUAUGAUUAGGAAAGAUGUUUACAGUACCUUAAGAAUGAAAGGAGCAGGUUAGUACAGUAAGAGCAUCACCACACUUUUACAAAAAUGAUUGGUGUUGGUAUAUGUAACAUUUCCCCAACGCUAAUUAGGGAGAAAAAUUCUUACCUUGCGGGUGUUGUUGUAAGGUUGAAAUGGAUGGUCUGCAUACAGCACCUAACACAUUGCCUGACAGGGAGUGAGCACUUAGUAAAGAUUAGUUCUGCCACUGCUGCUCAAUCGCUUUUUUUUUUGGUUGUUGUUGUUCUUCUUAGAAGAACAUACAUCUAAUUGUCAAUAAGAAUCAUCUCUGAGAAGUAUGAUCACAGGUGGCCAUCGGGGGGAGGCAUUUCUGUAAUGUUUGUAUUGCUUGCUUUCCUUUUUACUAUGAGCAUAUGUUAUGUUUAUAAUGAAAAAUAAAUACAGGUGUAGUAAAUAAAUAAUAUAUGUAUUUAAAUAUAUUUAUGUAUUAAACCUUCAUAAGUAGAAAUCAAGCCAUCUUACUGAAGGAAUUAAAAAACCAUCAAGAUAAAACUGUCUGGGAAUCAACAGUAGGGGCGGAUACACUGCUUUGAAGCCCAGAAGUCCUUCUUCUGUCCUUCUUUUGCCCAGACAUUUAAACUAAGAUGAGAUGGAUGGACAAGCCCUAGCUCACAGGCCCUUCAGCCUCCCCCCACUGCGGGGAAGAAGAGCCUGAAGACUUAGGCACUGAAGUGUCUGUAUGGCUCCCAGAAGUGCCGGGAGGAGUCAGGACUCCUGGCUGCCGGUCCACUCUCUUCCCUGUACCAUGAGGGAGGCGAGCCUGCUCCCAGCCCUCUCUUCCUACCAAAACAUUCCUCCUGAAGCUGAGCCAGCUGGGGUACUUGUCAUGAAGAUUCUGCUCUAGGGGCUUCUCCCACAUGAAUAGGUUUGUUCCCCCAAAGGAAGUCUCAGGGCAGAUUUCAAGGUGUCCCCCAACCCAAGGAUUCUGAUGCAGUAGUUCUGGUAUGGGGUCCUGGAAUCUCCCAUUCUGGGGUGACCAGAUGGCCGGUGCACCAGGGGAGCACUUUGAGGGAGCAUCGCUUCCCUGGAUCACAGGGAGAGGCCUGUGUAUCUUCUGAGAGGCUGCAGAACACGGAACCUGCACAAG
Molecule: messenger RNA, 4944 nt
Organism: Dama dama (fallow deer)
Lineage: Eukaryota; Metazoa; Chordata; Mammalia; Artiodactyla; Cervidae
Gene: PLEKHS1
Product: pleckstrin homology domain containing S1
Exons: 13
Coding region: 586-2001 (471 amino acids)
Source: RefSeq, a predicted model, not a curated record